ACUCAAAAUGCACAGUUCAUACUAGAGAUUAUAAAACUAGUGUGUAUAAAUAUGAAAUAUGCUCAAAAACAGAUGAAAUAUGUCAACAUACUCUGCUUAAAUGCUUCAAUUGCAAAGAAGAAUAUGCAUCUAACUCAAAGAAAUAUGUAUUUACUUCAAGAACUCAGAAGAACUGAAGAAAAGAUAAAGCUCAAA
Messenger RNA from Blastomyces gilchristii SLH14081, 195 nucleotides. RefSeq lists its product as uncharacterized. The record is from RefSeq and is a predicted model, not a curated record. NCBI's taxonomy places the organism in Eukaryota, Fungi, Ascomycota, Eurotiomycetes, Onygenales, Ajellomycetaceae. The annotation marks the transcript as partial. The transcript has a single exon.